Messenger RNA from Suillus bovinus, 1425 nucleotides. RefSeq names its product YL1 nuclear protein-domain-containing protein. Gene Ontology annotation, cellular component: nucleus. Bases 1 to 1425 code for a protein of 474 amino acids. Gene Ontology annotation, biological process: regulation of DNA-templated transcription; chromatin remodeling. The transcript is spliced from 6 exons. NCBI's taxonomy places the organism in Eukaryota, Fungi, Basidiomycota, Agaricomycetes, Boletales, Suillaceae. Gene Ontology annotation, molecular function: ATP-dependent H2AZ histone chaperone activity. The record is from RefSeq and is a predicted model, not a curated record.
AUGGCUGAGGAGGAGACCCUGGUAUCGCGUCGGUCGAAGAGAAGUACGGCGGGGAAUAGGAUGGAGGCGGCCCUCGCCGAGCUUGCCGUCGAGGAAGUCAAUGAUGCUGAAGAAGAUGUUGACUUUGUCAAUGACAAAGAUGAGGAGGAUGUCUUUGAAUCGGAUUUCGCAAGCACGGACGACGAGGCAGCUGCUGAAGAUGUUGCUGAUACCGGAGAAAAGGCAGUCGAGGAUGAGGAAAGGAGAGCGAGGAGGAGCGUGCGCGCAAGGGUGGAGAAAGCUACCGCCGCUGCUCAUGCUCGACAGAGGGUCACUUUUAAUCCCCAAAUGGAGGCUUCGGAGAAGAGACCUAACAAGGAGGCUCAGAAGCUCAAAAGACGUGUAUCUCUUGGUGUCGCAGUUAACGCAGAGACAGGAGAAGUCAUUGAGGGCGGUACGAGGCAACGGCAGAGUCAGAGAUCACAUACAAUCAUGAAUACGUCGGCAACUGUCAACAGAAUGAAGGAUGCAGAAGAGAAACGAGCCACUAUUCCGAAGAAAGCAAGAGUAGUCACGAAAGCACCAACACAGGAUGAACUUAUCGCGCGAGCCCUCGACACCGAGGAGGGGAAUAUCAUUGAGCACCGGGAUUAUCUCAAAGUAGAAGAAGAGAAGCGCGCACGCGCUCGUGUAGUUCGAACCGCCCUUGAAGGUCCGGUGUUGCGAUGGAUCAGCCGGAAAGAACAAGUGAAGGUUGAGGUUACACCUCCAGUUCCUGCCCCAUAUCCAUCGCAGUACGGUUUCAUCUACAAUCCACAUCAAGGCACUUCCUACUUUGGGACACAAAAUUAUCAGUCUCCUUUCCGUGCAUACGUUCCAGCGCCGCCAAGCCAGGCGCAGGAAGGUUCGCCCACGGCAUCACAGGACUUGGCUGCCAUAUCACAACCGCAGUCAUCAACACCAUCUGCAAACACACCAUCUCAGUCUUCAUAUUAUUAUUACCCCGUGCAACCCCCACUGGCACAGGAAAGAAUGGUCGACGUUUGCAGGAAUUACAUCGUGCAUGAACUAUCGCAAGAUCCAUCUGCAGCCAAACCGCCAUGGAAGGAUACCAUGUCAGCUAUGUUUGGUGACGAAGUCAAAUGGGACGAAGUCCGUGUGUUCACAGGGAAACAACGCCCAUUGAGUCGACCUGUCCGAGUUUGUCCGAUUACUGGGAUACCUGCGAAGUAUCUAGACCCGCGAACAAACGUCCCCUUUGCGAACGUUACCGCAUUCAAGACACUGACUAGAAUUUUGUCUCACGACUAUGUUUGGAGCGAGGCAUUGGGGUGCUAUGUUACCCGUCAUGAAGAGCCUAACCAUGAUAUUAAUGAGUCUAUGGAUGACAUCACGACAAAACGUAGAAAAGUGGACGAUCAAGACGGGCAAACUGACGAAGGUUAA